AAACAUUGCGGCCGGCGGCGACAACAUCUCCAAGGACGAGGUGAUCGCGGCCGCGAAGCUCGCCAACGCCCACGACUUUAUCAUGAGCCUUCCGAACCAGUACGACACCAUGUGCGGCGAGAAGGGCACGACGUUGUCCGGUGGCCAAAAGCAGCGCGUCGCGAUCGCCCGAGCGCUCGUGCGGCAGCCCAAGAUCCUCGUGCUCGACGAAGCCACGUCGGCGCUCGACAACGAGAGCGAGCGCGUCGUGCAGGCGGCGCUCAACGACCUCAUGGAGAAGACCAACAUGACGACGAUCGUGAUUGCGCACCGGCUGUCGACGAUCCGCAAGGCAGACAAGAUCAUCGUGUUGUCCAAGGGUCUCGUGGUCGAAGAGGGCACGCAUGCGACGUUGAUGGACAUUGAAGACGGGUUGUACCGGACGUUGGUCGAGCUCCAAGACGGCACGGCGUCGACCGACUCGUCGGAUGUUGACUCGCCGUCGCACGCCGAGCGCAUCUCGCUGGCGCUGGAAGCGGCGGACGUCGACAAGGCCGAGCUCAUCCGCAAGUAUAGCAGCGCGCCGGCCGCCGAGGUCUCGCUCUGGCGCAUCAUCCAGCUGACCAAGCCGGAGCGGCCGUACAUGAUUGCGGGGUUCGCUGCGUGCAUUUUGAACGGCUUCUCGAUGCCCGGUAUCUCGCUCAUCAUCUCGAACGUGCUCUCGUCGAUGCAAAAGUACUUUACGCUCUUCGUACAAACCAAGGACGCGUCGUACCUCCACACGCUCUACACCGACAUUCGGACGCAGGCGAUCAUCUUCAUCGGGAUCGCGGUCGCCAUGUUCUUUGUCGGCUUCACGCAGACCUUUAGCUUCCGCACGAUAGCCGAGAAGCUCACGACGCGGCUGCGCAACAUGCACUUCCAGGCGCUCAUGCGCCAGGACAUUGGCUACUUUGACAUGGACGGCCACACGACCGGCGCUUUGACAACCGACCUCGCCACGUACUCGACCAAGGUCGUCGUCAUCGCCGGCGAGAACCAAGCGCGGCUACUGCAGACCAUCUUUACCAUGGUCGGCGGUCUCGUCAUCUCGUUUGGCUUUGGCAGCUGGCAGCUCACGCUCGUCAUGCUCUGCGUCAUGCCCAUCAUGCUCAUUGCGUCCGUCGUGCGCACGCGUCAGCUCCGCAACCACAACGUCACCGACACGCUCACCACGUCCGGAUCGCUUGCGACUGAAGCGAUCGUCAACGCCCGGACGGUCACGGCCCUCGGCCUUCAAGAGAACCUUGUCGCCAAGUACGAUACGCUGCUGCUCGAGCCGAUGCAAGACGGCGUCCGCGAAGCUCAACUCUCGGGCGGCCAGAAGCAGCGCAUCGCGAUCGCGCGUGCGAUCAUGAAGAACCCGUCGAUUUUGCUACUGGACGAAGCCACGUCGGCGCUCGACUCGGAGAGCGAAAAGGUCGUCCAAGAAGCGCUCGACAAGCUGCUGGCGGCCAAGGGCCGGACGACGAUCGUGAUUGCGCACCGCCUCUCGACGAUCCGGAACGCCGACAAGAUCUGCGUCGUGAGCGGCGGCCGCAUCGCAGAGCAAGGCACACACGACGAGCUCAUGCGUCUCAACGGCAUCUACACGCACCUCGCGUCGCACAACCAGAUCUAGUCUGCCUCACGCUACGAUCGCAGAAGUGCUGUCUAGCAUUUUACAUCAUUUUAAACCUUAAACCUGUUUUCACUACCUUGAAACACUGAUAGAUUGCCAUCA
Saprolegnia diclina VS20 is the source of this 1741-nucleotide messenger RNA. RefSeq lists its product as hypothetical. NCBI's taxonomy places the organism in Eukaryota, Oomycota, Saprolegniomycetes, Saprolegniales, Saprolegniaceae. Gene Ontology annotation, cellular component: membrane. Bases 83 to 1639 code for a protein of 518 amino acids. The transcript has 3 exons. Gene Ontology annotation, molecular function: ATP binding; ATP hydrolysis activity; ABC-type transporter activity. The record is from RefSeq and is a predicted model, not a curated record. Gene Ontology annotation, biological process: transmembrane transport.